UUCCCUCAUCUCCUUGCUCUACUUCGUCGCGGUGCCACCGCCACCUCCAGCGCUAUAGCUGCUUCCGUGCCCCAACUUCUCUGCUUCUUCUGAGAGACAUGGUGAAGGAGCGGGUGAUCACGGUGGAGUACUUGGAGCCGUCCAUGUCGGUCGAGCUCCUCGGCAAGUUCCCAGACAACGCUGCCUUGGGCUUCGACUACUCCCAGAGCGGCAUUUGGUCUCCCCUGCUCCCCCGCGGUCGCCAUGCCCCUGCUUCCCUCCUCCGCAGUCAGGUCCGCAAGAAACUGUUAUACGGGUCUCCGGUGACCAUCCGGAAAGUGAAGGCAAAGUUUUCUAAGAAGAAGAAGAAGCAGAGUGCUAACGGGAAGAACCUGGACUUCACUCAGAUUCCUUCCCCUAAACUUGUAUGCCCAUUCUGGAAUUCAGUUUGCUGGAAGAGAGUGCUGAGAGCAGCAGCCAAACGUUUCAAAAUUCCUGGGAAAUCGCCAUUGCAGAUGGUGCCGCCUACCUCAUGAAGGAUUUGAGAAAUUUUCAGUACGAUCAUACACGUGAAGAACAAUGAUGACGUGCCCAAACUGCAAUUUGUCUAAUUUAGGUGUGAAAAGGUUGAUCGAUGAUGAUGCUUUUAGGUUCAAUAUAAAGGAAUCAAAUGCUCUGUGUUUUAGAAAAUGGAAGGAGGAAUAAAGUGUGGUGUUACCUGUCGCAAAAGCUGCUUUAGUUUGGAUGAAUUCUAAUCACA
Zingiber officinale is the source of this 739-nucleotide messenger RNA. RefSeq lists its product as uncharacterized. The transcript has 2 exons. Lineage: Eukaryota; Viridiplantae; Streptophyta; Magnoliopsida; Zingiberales; Zingiberaceae. The record is from RefSeq and is a predicted model, not a curated record. Bases 99 to 515 code for a protein of 138 amino acids.